Messenger RNA from Manis pentadactyla (Chinese pangolin), 593 nucleotides. It is a transcript of the gene MSMB, whose product is annotated as microseminoprotein beta. The transcript has 4 exons. Bases 126 to 470 code for a protein of 114 amino acids. The record is from RefSeq and is a predicted model, not a curated record. Lineage: Eukaryota; Metazoa; Chordata; Mammalia; Pholidota; Manidae.
CAACAUUGAAUAUGACCUUGGAAUGUUCUUUCCUAAUGAUAUCAGAAAUGUGGUUCCUCACUCCUAUAUAAAUUUGGUGUUACUUUCCCUGUUGCACAUGCCUGCAAGGACUCCUGCUCAACACAAUGAGUGCCCUUCUGAGAAGCCUUGUGGUUUUGACCACCUUUGUGACUUUAUGCAACGCCCAGUGCUAUGUUGUCCCUAGAGAGAACACUCUAGGUGAUAUAUCUAAUGAGUGCCAGGAUCCUAAUGGAGUCACACACCCUCUGAACUCACGGUGGAAGACUGAGAACUGCCAGGAGUGUGAGUGUGGCCAAGAUGGAAUUACCUGCUGCAGCACGCUUGCUGUCCCCAAGGGUUAUGACACAGUCAAGUGCCAGAAAAUCUUCAUCAAGGAGACCUGCACCCACAAGGUAGUGGAGCGGAAAAACCCAGGAAAGGAAUGCUUUGUCAGUGGAUGGGUAUUGUAACACGCUUCGUGUGGACCCAGGGCUCCCAGCCUGAAAGGGCCCAGUUUCUUGUAGACCCAGCCUUUCUUCUAUGGCCUCUUUGAUUGUAUAACCUUACCUAUCAGUAAAAAAAAAUUGAGCAAA